GUUAUGUUGAACAUAAUAUGUUCUGUGGUGGUUAUGCAACCAAGUAUACAUUGGUAUAUUGAACAUAACCUUUAACCAUAGAAAACUUAAGGCAAUAAAAAUUUGAAUUUGUGAUCAUUAAUUUGUGUACGUGAUAAUUGUUUUACAUGUAAGUUAUAAAAAUGACCGUUCCAAGUCCAUUUGUCUACUGGGCACAAAAUGAGAAAACGUUAUUCCUCAAAAUAGACCUCAAAGAUGCUGAAGAUGUUGAUGUAAGAUUGAGUAAAAGAAACCUACAGUUUUCUUCCAAAGGGUCAGGAGCCCAUGGUUUAAAGAACUACGCGUUUUCUUUGAACUUUAAGUGGGACAUUGACGUUGAGGAAAGCAUUUACAAAGUAACUGGACAUAAAGUGGAUUUUAUUAUUACAAAAGCUGAAAAUGGUUGGUGGCCAAGACUAAUAUCUAAACCUCAGAAACCUGCUUGGUUGAAAAUUGAUUUUGACCGUUGGCAAACGGAAGAAGACUUUAAUGAGGAGGAAGUCCGAGAUAUUCAAGAGGAUUAUCCAGAUUUGUAUGACAAACUUCAUAAACAAGAAAUGGGGUAUAGAAAGGAAGACUUCAAAAAAGUCUACCUGACUCUUUACAAUUUGUUAAUGUAUGUUGGGUUUAUGUAUGUGGUUAUAGUUUUAUGCAUAAGAUUUGCAAGAGAUGGGACCGAGUCAUAUCCAGGAACUUAUGAGGCUGUAGGACCUGCAGUUAUAUUUUUGCAAUUAUUACAAUUUCUUGAAGUAAUGCACCCAAUAUUUGGGUACGUUAAGAGUGGAGUUUUGAUGCCAGCUAUGCAAGUUAGUGGAAGAUUUAUUGUUAUCUUUUUUAUGGUUGAAAAGGAACCUAGAAUACAGAAAAUGCCUGUAGUAUUUUAUUUACUCCUUACAUGGUCUGCUGUAGAAAUAAUAAGGUAUCCAUACUACAUGUCUCAACUUCACAAAAAAGAAAAUGGUAUUCUUACAUGGCUCAGGUAUACGGUCUGGAUAUUUUUGUAUCCAAUAGGAUUCCUAUGUGAAUCUGUUAUUAUAUUUAGAAAUUUAAUUUUUAUUGAACACAGUGGAAAAUGGUCAGUUUCCAUGCCAAACACCUUAAAUUUCACAUUUCACGUUCCCACAAUCCUGAGAUUUUAUUUACUUAUUGCCAUGAUUCCCAGUUCUUUCACAUUAAUGUCACAUAUGUACAAAGCUAGAGUACAAAGGUUGGGUUCAAAAAAAGGUAAAUUUAGAAAAAGUUGAUUCGUUUCUUAAUUUUUCACAGUUGCAGUAGUUAAAUACCCGUUAGGAAAUAGUCGUUUUACCGUUUUGCCUUUAUAAAACAACACCAAUUUUUAUAUUUUUAGUCAAAAUAAGUAAAGGGCUAAGGAGGGGCCAGGCCAGGUUAUUAAUAAUCUGUUAUUCUUUAAUCACA
Molecule: messenger RNA, 1434 nt
Organism: Brassicogethes aeneus
Lineage: Eukaryota; Metazoa; Arthropoda; Insecta; Coleoptera; Nitidulidae
Source: the annotation of a GenBank genome assembly